AGAGAUACAUUUUAGCACAGCCAUAUGCUUACGGCUUAAGCGAUAUAUUCUCAGUUGAUCGUUGACCAUAGCCGUGUUAAGAUCGAAAAAAUUAAGACACAAAAAAAUAAUUUAAAGUGAAUAAAAAAAGAUAAUUUUGGAUGUGUUGAAUAAUUCAAUUUGUAAAUAAUAUAAGCUUAUUAUCACACUGACGCCAUGAGUUCAAUGAGCAUCCGCUCAACAGCCACAAUACUUUACUUCUUUUGCAUUGUCCAAUUUCGGAAUGUAAACAGUCAGCAGCAAAACCCUUUUCAAUAUUUAAUUGAGCAAACUAAUUAUCUAAUUUAUAAUUCAAGUAGUAUCAUUGAAGAUACGACAAGCUUCUUUCCAUCUUAUGACUUCAUCAUUGUUGGUUCUGGCAGUGCUGGAUCUGCUUUAGCAAAUCGUUUAAGCGAAAAUAAGAAAUGGAAAGUUCUUUUGCUAGAAGCGGGACGUCAAGAGACAUUCCUUACAGAUGUGCCAUUAACUGCAUCGGCUAACUCAGCAACAUCAAAUAAUUGGGGGUACAGAACAGACCCAAAUACUCAGAAUGCAUGCUUAGGAUUGGAACAUGGAGUCUGCAAUUGGCCAAAAGGACGAGUUUUAGGUGGCACAAGUGUUCUCAAUUUUCUAAUUUAUACUCGAGGCCAUAGACGUGAUUACGAUCGAUGGGCUGAGUUGGGAAAUUAUGGAUGGUCGUUUGCCGAAGUCUUGCCAUAUUUUCGAAAAGUUGAGAAUGUAAAAAUUCCAUCUUUAAGACAUUCUCCAUAUCGUGGUAAUUCUGGUUAUCUUGAUAUUGAGUAUGCACCAUACACGUCUGCAUUACACAGCAGUUUUCGUGAAGCUGGAUUUGAAUUGGGAUAUGAUUAUAAUGAUCCAAAUGGAGAACAAGUUUUAGGCUUCUCACAAGCACAAGCAACAAUGAGAAAUGGAAGACGAUUGAGUGCAGCAAAAGCAUAUUUACGUUCUGUAGCUGCAAAAAGAGAUAAUUUGCAUAUAUCAACUAGUUCUUGGGUUACAAAGAUCGUCAUUGAUCCAUUCACGAAAACAGCAUUAGGCGUAGAAUUCAUUAAAAAUCGAAAACGAUAUUUCAUUAAAGCCAAGAAGGAAGUAAUUUUAUCUGCAGGUACCAUUGGCUCAGCUCAACUACUGUUAUUGUCCGGUGUCGGUCCAAAAGAAGACUUACAGAAACUCAAUAUUCCAGUUCUCUCAGACCUUAAAGUCGGCUAUAAUUUACAAGAUCACGUGUCAUUGUCUCCGUUGACAUUCUUGGUCAAUCAACCAGUCACGGUGUUGGAGAGCAACAUGAGAAGACCGAAAUUUGUGCUUGAAUAUCUUUUCAAAAACGGUGGUCCAUUUACUUUACCCGCAGGUGCCGAAGGAAUUGCUUUUGUGAAGACUAAUAUUACGUACUUACCUGCUGACUAUCCUGAUAUUGAACUCGUGAUGGGUAUUGGCGCUUUUACUGGUGACGAAUCAGGUUUCCUUCGAAAUGUCUUUGGAAUUCCAAAAGAGUUUAUAGAUAAAGUCUUCGGAAAUGUAAUUGGAAAACAUGCAUUUACAAUUGCGCCAGUUCUUAUGAGACCGAAAAGUAGAGGACGACUUUAUUUAAAAUCUACAAAUCCCUUCCAACAUCCUCAUUUAAGACCAAACUUUUAUUCAAACAGGGAAGACUUAAUUAUUCUCAGAGAAGGCAUAAAAAUGGCACUUCGAGUCGGUGAAGCAAACGCUUUCAAGAAAUUCGGUACGAAAUUCCACGAUGUGCCAUUUACUGGCUGUGAACAUCUUCCAUUUAGAUCUGAUGACUAUUGGGAAUGCUGCAUUCAUCGAUAUGCUUCAAGUUUGCAGCAUCAAGUUGGCACAUGUAAAAUGGGAGUUGAUAAAGAGUCUGUGGUUGAUCCAGAACUGAGAGUAUAUGGAAUAAGAAACUUACGCGUAGCUGAUGGAUCAAUAAUGCCAGAAGUUCCAGCAACUCAUCCUAAUUCUGUUAUUUUUAUGAUUGGAGAACGAGCGGCUGAUAUGAUUAAGAAAACUUGGGGUUCAUAUUGAUGAGCUAGUGGAUUAUUGUAUAAUAUUAAUGAGCUAGUGUAAAUACUAAAGGUACUGGUUAAAAAUAUUCUCGGAAACGGAAGUAGUCUGCAGUUGUUUACAAAUGACAUUAAAUUUGUUCCAAUUAAAAAUCGAGAAGUAAUGAGAACAAAAAAUAUGAGCACAGCGAACAAAAUUAUAUUCUCCGAAUGCCAAAUGUAUAAUUAGCAUAAAGUUUUCAAAUUAUGCUUAAAUACUGCUAUAGAGUCGUUCAUUAAUGAUGUCCAACAUUUAUUACAUUUUUCUCUAGUCUUAAUAUUAAUGUAACUUUUACUAUAAAUUUUUCUCUAAUGGCACAUGACAUGGAGGUCGA
Molecule: messenger RNA, 2419 nt
Organism: Chironomus riparius
Lineage: Eukaryota; Metazoa; Arthropoda; Insecta; Diptera; Chironomidae
Source: the annotation of a GenBank genome assembly